CCCUAAUGUUCCUCACUACCAGUCAACUUUGACACACCGAUUCCAUUAUCCAAAUCUUGAUGAAUAUAAAAUUUGGAUAGUGUUUAAAACCAAAUCAUUUUCACCCCACUAACCUCUUCUAAUUUCUAUUCUUACAAACCAACGUGUGUUUGUUUCUUCUUGUUCCUUUGCUUUGGUGCAUUUCCUGAGUAAAUAAAACAAACUCCACAUUUUCUUUUUUGAAACUACUCUGUUCUAGUCUAAAAGAACAAAUUUUUUUGUGAAAGUCUUGCUGUGAUUGGAGAAAAAGAAAGUGGGUCUGUUUUUGUCUUUCAUAGGGUGUUUGGAUCCAAAAGGUGAAGUAGAUUUAUGCGGGUUCUGCUUGUUUCAUGUUAUAGCUUGAAGAAAAGCCAUUUUUUUGCUUCAUGAGAAAAAUGUCUUGUUCAUUGAAGAGUGGUUUAUAUAUUUCUGGCCCCAAUGAGACUCUCAUUCCAAGCUCCAAAUCCAAAGGGGUAGUUGGCUUUUUGGCACCUUUUAGUCAUUCACAAUUUAGACUAUCGAAAACCAGAAGUUUUCCCGGUUUGAGUGUUGAUUUCAAUGGCCGACCCCUAGUUGUCUCAGAUCAGAAACGUUUAAGAGAUUGCAAUACCAGAGCCCCAAAAAAAUUCUCUGCUCAUGCAGAAGCAUCAGUGAGUGUUAGUAGGUCUCUGAGAUGGUGGCAGAAGACCCUUAAACCAAACAUGAUAGAGAUCCACUCAGCUCAAGAGCUUGUUGAUUCUUUGCUUAAUGGUGGUGAUAAAUUGGUUGUAGUUGAUUUCUAUUCACCUGGUUGUGGUGGCUGCAAGGCUCUACAUCCCAAGAUCUGUCAGCUGGCUGAAUUGCAUCCAGAUGCCAUUUUUCUGAAAGUAAACUAUGAAGAACUCAGAACAAUGUGUCAAAGUCUCCACAUUCAUGUCCUUCCAUUCUUUAGACUCUAUAGAGGAGCUGAUGGACAUCUAUGCAGCUUCAGCUGCACCAAUGCAACUAUAAAAAAAUUCAAAGAUGCAAUAGCCAAGCAUGGGACUGAGAGAUGUAGUAUUGGGGCAACAAAAGGAUUAAACCAGUCAGAGCUGCUAAAACUGGCAUCAAUUGGGGAAUUAUCCAUGGACUUGCCAUUAACAUCCACCAAGGAAGAAAGAGUGGAAGAUUUGGUUGUGGGAAGUAUUGAUUUGUGUGGAGUACUGAGAAAAGCAGAUAAUUUGAUGGACAUGGAACUUGAAGCAAGAGGUGCUUCAGUGUAGGCCUAGUUAAAGUGUUGUGAUAUUCUGAUAUAUUUGUGGGUUUGCAAUUGUAAACAUAUCCAUGAUUGAGUGUUCCAUAACCAGGGCCCUUGGUAUUUUUUUGGUUUUUUAUUACCAAAUUUGAUUGAUGGGUCAUUGGAUUUGGAUUUGAGUUGUAAUCUUUCAAUAGUGGCUUUAAUAGCGCAAAUGUUUUCUUGGAUGAGUAA
Messenger RNA from Mangifera indica (mango), 1465 nucleotides. Its product is annotated as thioredoxin-like 1-2, chloroplastic. NCBI's taxonomy places the organism in Eukaryota, Viridiplantae, Streptophyta, Magnoliopsida, Sapindales, Anacardiaceae. The record is from RefSeq and is a predicted model, not a curated record. The coding region runs from base 405 to 1259 and encodes 284 amino acids. The transcript has 4 exons. Gene Ontology annotation, biological process: cell redox homeostasis.